CAGGACAAAAUCACACCCAAGUGCAACCCAGCUGACGCAAAAAUGGAAGAACAGCAGAGCUGCUUGAGUGACCACUUUACCGCCGUUUUGAUCGCGAACGUCGUGCUGCUGGUGGUCAACGGCAUCGUGCUCGCCAUCCUCGGCGUCAGCGUUUGUCGGCGGUCGAGCAAGCAGAGGAAGAGCAUGUCCUUUAUUGCAGAGAAGCCAAAAGAAGAGCCAUUUUACGAGCCGGUCAAAUACUGCACUCCAAAUGACGUGACCUACGAGGUUCCCAAGGAAGUUAACAGGCCGGUCGCAGAACCUGAGUAUGAGUACGCAUACGCAACUGCCGAAGAGGCCAGAACGCCGGCAGGUCCUGACUACCUGCCCGUCAUUGGAUGAGAAAUAUGAGAUUCAUUUCAUUAAAAAGACCGUCUUUGACGCAAAUUCUGUGCACACCAAUCGAUUCUUGAAGGUCGAAUUAGGCAAAGUGGAUAUUUUUCCGACCAAAAAGUGCAGCGCGACGUGCGAACUCUUUUUCCCGCCAAAAUAAUAUGAAUGCGAGAUUUGCGCAUGCGUGAGAGCUGGCUGGAUCUGACAAUGAAGUCAUUCGUACAGGCGGUCUCUCUGCAAGUGCUCAAACCAGCUCUGACGCAUGCGCAGUUCUCGCAUUCAUAUUGUUGUGGCGGGAAAAAGGUUUGCACCCUCGCGCUGCGCCUUUUUAGUCUUUAAAAAUAUCCAUUUUACCUAAUUCGACCCUCGAGAAUCGAUUGGUGUGAUCAGAAACUACGUCAAAGGCGGUCUUUAAGAAAAUAUUAUCGAUCUCCUGCUAUAUUUUAUGCCAUUUUUACUAUUUAAUUCUUCUGAUAAGAAAUUUAAGUACGUAAUAAAUUGAUAAUAGAGAAAAACAACUACACUAAUUGAGAUUCAUAAAAAUGUUUUCCAUCGUUAAUUGUGUUAUUACUUUUUAAUGGAUCGUUUUAUUUUUAGUACUGUUCGCCCUUUGUAAUGAUCUAUUUUUAUUUAAUGUUUUACUGUAUUUGACUCGAGCAUGAAUAAAGUAUAAUUUUUCGUUCUGAUUUCGUAUCUGAUUAAUAUAAAAUUCAAAUUCUAUGAUUUCGUUGUGAAAUUCCACACU
Messenger RNA from Cloeon dipterum, 1117 nucleotides. RefSeq lists its product as uncharacterized. The transcript is spliced from 2 exons. The record is from RefSeq and is a predicted model, not a curated record. Lineage: Eukaryota; Metazoa; Arthropoda; Insecta; Ephemeroptera; Baetidae. Bases 43 to 381 code for a protein of 112 amino acids.